This is a messenger RNA of Ficedula albicollis (Collared flycatcher), 2602 nucleotides long. It is a transcript of the gene UCK1, whose product is annotated as uridine-cytidine kinase 1. Gene Ontology annotation, cellular component: cytoplasm; cytosol. The record is from RefSeq and is a predicted model, not a curated record. Gene Ontology annotation, molecular function: ATP binding; kinase activity. Lineage: Eukaryota; Metazoa; Chordata; Aves; Passeriformes; Muscicapidae. The transcript has 5 exons. Bases 712 to 1260 code for a protein of 182 amino acids.
UGGAGAAUAGAAAUGUGCUUUUCCCCAACAGAACAUCCAUUUGUCCUUCCCUUGUGCCCCUUGUUACUGACGGCCCUUCUGGAGCCGUGCAGAGGUGCAGAGCAUCCCAGCCUGCUCCCUGCUCCCUCCCUGCUCAUGAGAGGCUCCUAAUGAACCUCAUCAUUUCCCCAAAUCCUUCCCUGUUACUUCUUGUCCGUGCAAACAGCUGCUCCCCUUGCCCGGGGGAGUGCUGUGGAUUGUAGGCGGGACAGGGAGCUGCCCUUGGCUGGAGUCUGGUGCCUGUAGGGUGAGUAAUUUAAACCAUGAAAGAUGCCUGGGGUUUUCCAAUUGUCUCUGGACUAACAGAUGAACAAAGUUGCACAAAAUUACACAAUUACUAAGUGGGUCGAUAAAAUUAUACAAUGACCAGCUUCACUUCUGAGCUCUUAAUUUGUGUUGUAGUUGGUUAUAAACGGCAAACUGUCUCUUCCUUAUCUCUGAAACCAAACACAGCCAUUGUCACUUGGGCAGAGAGUGUUGUGUAAAAAGAAUAAGCUGCAUUAAGAAUGGUAAGAAAGAAUAAGCUACAAGUCCCUUUUUUCCUGGUGCAGUACUGGGCAGAGGGUUUUUCCUUUGGGUCUGGAAAAAUCUGAGGAGAACAUUCGAUACAACAGCAUCUGAAAGUCUUUCUCUUUAAACUUUCCUCUCGCAGAUGCCUUCGAUAAUGAUUUGAUGCAUUCAACCCUGAAAAACAUUGUUGAGGGCAAAACGGUUGAGGUUCCAACGUACGACUUCGUGACACAUUCCAGGCUGGCAGAGACCACGGUGGUGUAUCCUGCUGAUGUCGUGCUCUUUGAGGGGAUCCUGGUUUUCUACAACCAGGACAUUCGGGACAUGUUCCACCUGCGUCUGUUUGUGGACACGGACUCCGACGUGCGGCUGUCCCGCAGAGUUCUGCGAGAUAUGAAACGUGGGAGGGACCUGGAGCAGAUCCUCACCCAGUACACCACGUUUGUCAAGCCUGCCUUUGAGGAGUUCUGCUUGCCGACAAAGAAGUAUGCGGAUGUGAUCAUCCCUCGAGGAGUUGACAACAUGGUUGCCAUAAACCUCAUCGUGCAGCACAUCCAGGACAUCCUGAACGGGGACAUCUGCAAGUGGCAGCGGGGGGCGCUGAACGGGCACGGCCGCAGCUGCAAGCGGCCGUUCCCGGAGCAGGCGGAGGGCGGCGUCCUGGCGGCCGGCAAGCGCUCCCACCUCGAGUCCAGCAGCCGCCCGCACUAACCCCGCACUAACCCCGGGCUCCGCCGCGGCUCCACACCGGCGCCGAAGACAGCUUUGGGAAAGGACUUGCACGGAAUGGUUGGUGAAGUGCCCCUAAAGCUGUCCUAGCAGCAGAGGGGAUCCUUGUGGCAAUCUUCUCACAGAGGGGAGAGGAAGGGGUUGGCCAUCCAUCCCUCUUCCCUCCAGAGCCCUCCCUGUUCUCCCUGAGAUGUCUGGAGUUGUUACUUGAUGAACUGGUUAAAGGCAGUGCUACUUGCCUUUUUUUAAUUUUCAAAAAGAUCUAAUGCUGGAGAUUCCCCUGAAAUUUAAGCACUAUCGGGUCAUUAGCAAGAUACCCCAUUUCCAUGUUGAUGGUCAUCUGUCGCAGGAAAAUCAUUUGCCUCUUGGGUAUUUUUCUCUCUGUCCAAGAGAGCUAGACUAUGCUGUUAAUUUUAACAGUCUUUUACUCUUCUCCACCUUGUUGGCACCUUGAGUUGUGGCCAUGCUCUGCUGCUGGCCAGCCUCCUCCUAGCCUGUGGGGUGAGAGGAACUGGCCUGUAGAGGCACCUCUCCCUUGAGAUGGGGUGAGACAGAGACUGUCUGGGGCAAAUGGAAACUUGCAGUUCACCAGGGGACAGGCCCAAGAAGUUUAGUGGUUCUAAUUCCUAAUUAGUGAUUCCUAAUUUAUUCCUUUCCAAGCUCCUGAAUCUUGCUACACUGUAUGAAUAUUUUUUGUACCCAGUGUGCUUUACCACAGUUACUGAAUGUGUGAGCUCCAACUGGAUUGAGUUGCUCAUGGAAACAGAAACCUGACCUUGUCAGUAUUAGUGUCUUUUAGUGCAUUUCUGUACUGCUGGUUGCAAAUUCUGCUGGGCAGAAUCCGUCCACUUCCAGAGGUGGCUGGUGAGGUCAGCAAGGGGGGAAACUGGGAACUGCAGGACCCUCGUCCUGCUGGCACAAGCAGCUGCCUGGGCAUGUACCCUCAGACAGGGUCAGAGCACUUGCCUUGCACUCCAGCAGCUUCAAGAAUGUCUGGCUUUCUAAAAAGAGCAGACAAGAAGUACAAACAGUGAUAUCCCAGUUUCUGUAGUUUACCCCAGAUAAGUGAUACUGCAGCAGCAUGAAGUGUCUGUCUGGGAAAAAAAAAUCUGCAAUGAAGUGCUGGUUGGACCUUUGAAAAUGUCCUUGUGAUACUGUUCUUGAGUCUGGACUUUUGGUGUAGUUUAGAGAAUGAGGGUGGGAGGGAAAUGUUAUUAAGAGGAACUUUUUCAUAUUUGCUGAUUUUCUAAAUGCAGGGUUUGGUUGUGUUGGUUGUGGGUGUGUUAGUUUGGCUAAUAAAUAAAUCAACAGUGAUCAGAAAUGA